This is a messenger RNA of Sardina pilchardus (European sardine), 2745 nucleotides long. RefSeq names its product FERM domain-containing protein 7-like. The coding region runs from base 1 to 2745 and encodes 914 amino acids. The record is from RefSeq and is a predicted model, not a curated record. Gene Ontology annotation, cellular component: cytoskeleton. Gene Ontology annotation, molecular function: cytoskeletal protein binding; guanyl-nucleotide exchange factor activity. NCBI's taxonomy places the organism in Eukaryota, Metazoa, Chordata, Actinopteri, Clupeiformes, Clupeidae. The transcript is spliced from 16 exons.
AUGGCGAAUUCUCCCAGAAGCCCUGAAGGGAAUUUCUCCGGGCCAAGAGAGCUCACCGAGAACCUCCAGCACUUCCUGCUUCACACCAUCGCCAUGGUGACACUGAAGACCCUCGCCGGCCGAGGACUGCCUCUGGGCCACAUAGCACUUCCUGCGCUGCUUGGGUCGCUAUGGCAACAUGCCCUUCCUGUUCCCCUUGCACGCCCGGGGGGAGAUCCCACAGUGCUUCUGCAGGAGUGGAGUGGUGUGGCUGUGCAGGUGGUACAGUCGGCCUCCUCGUCCAUGACCCGAGUGCCUGGCACCUGUAAGUCCCCUCCUUCCGUCUCCCAGCAGCCUGACGGUGGUUUGGGGAGGCAGAAGAGGAUGAGCAUCAGGAGCAGGCUCGAGCCCUUCAAAAUUACUGUCAGAUCUGAAACCGCGCGCAAAGAGAGCCUCCUUUGCUUGCGUGUCAUAUUUCUAGAUGACAGUGAGCAUACUUUCGAAGUCGAGCAAAAGGCCCUUGGAAAUGACUUCUACAACAAAGUGUGUGGCCGGCUGAGACUUCUAGAGAAAGAAUAUUUUGGACUUGAAUUUCGUCACCAGUGCGGUACUUUUGUAUGGUUGGAACUUCUAAAGCCUCUUGUGAAACAGGUUAAAAACAUCAGUGAUCUCUCCUUUCGUUUCAUUGUGAAGUUCUUUCCACCUGACCCUGGACAACUCCAGAAGGAGCUCACCAGGUAUCUGUUUGCUCUGCAGAUCAAGCAGGAUCUUUCUAAUGGGAGCCUGACAUGCAACGAUAACAGCGCAGCUCUGCUCGUCUCCCAUCUGCUUCAAGCUGAGAUUGGAGAUUUCGUGGAGGAGCUGGACAUGCAGCACCUGGAGGCCAAGAAGUAUGUCCCCAACCAGGAGUGCCUCCAGAAAAAGAUCCUGCGCUUCCACAAGAGACACAGGGGUCAGACGCCAGCGGAGGCCGAUGCCCAGCUGCUGGAGGUGGCGCGCAAGCUGGACAUGUACGGCAUUCGGCCCCACGCCGCCAGCGACGGAGAGGGCACCAAGAUCAAUCUGGCUGUCACGCACUCCGGAGUUCUAGUUUUCCAGGGAAACCGGAAAAUAAACACCUUCAGCUGGGCCAAAAUCCGCAAACUGAGCUUCAAAAGGAAGCACUUUCUGAUCAAACUUCAUGCUAAAAUAGUGCCUUCCCAUAAGGACACCCUAGAGUUUGCGAUGGCCAGUCGUGACGUGUGCAAGGCCUUCUGGAAGAUGUGUGUGGAGUGCCACGCUUUCUUCCGUCUGUCUGAGGAGCCCAAGACAAGGCACAAGUCUCUCAUCUACAGCAAGGGCUCCUGUUUCAGAUACAGUGGUCGGACCCAGAGACAGCUGCUGGACUCUGUGAAGAAGGGAGAGAGGAAAAACCUUCCUUUCGAGAGGAAGUACUGUAAGGUGCACUACGACACCCGGCAAUGCAGGUCCUCUCCUGAUCUCCUCACAGACGUCUCCAAACAGGUGUACGAGCAGUCCUGUGGCUUCCCCCACGCGGGCUGCACCCAGAGCGCCAUGCGCAGCCAGUCCGCCACCGAGGUGCUGCUCUCCGCCGACCUGGACCGCCCCCCGACGACCCGCACGGCCGACCCCUCCCUCUUCGCCCAGUCCCGCUCGUCCUCCUUCUCCGGCGUUGAGAGCACGUCUGCAGCCGCGUCGGCGUCCGCCACCCUGCUGCCCGGCAUGGGCAUGCUCCCUGGCAUGGGUACGUUCCCGCUGCGCUGGCAGGGCCAGGAGUGCCUGAGCCACCACCACCCUCACCACCGAGGCUGGGGCCCGGACGCUGGAGCCCCUCAACGGGGCCGUCUACUGGGCAACACGCAGCAGCUGGUGCUGCUCUACCCCAACCCCCACAGCCACCCCCACGCCUGCCUGGGGCUGCCCCCGAUGCUGCCCGUCCUGCCCCUGCCCGCCCAGGCGGCCUUCUGUCUGGAGCCGGUGCCCUGCGUGCUGCCCCUGCCCCCCGCUCGCUGCUGCCACCACGUCCACCACCACCACCACCAUCACCACCACCUCCACCCGCCGGCGCCCGCGCACUCCCUGUUCGCCGCCACCGACGACGUCGUCCUCCGCUCCUCCAGCUUCUCCACCGCCGGCACUCUCUCCCCCGCCAGGCGGCAGCGCUGCACGGGGGCGGCUGCCGCGGGGUUCGCCCCGGCUUUGGGCUUGCCGUCGGGGCUGUUUGCGGUGACCGGUUACGGCGGCGGUCCCGGCGUUGGGCGUAGCCGCGCCGGACGUCUGGAGUUCACGCACGAGGAGCUGGGCCACUUCAGCGACGACUCCAGCUACCAGUCGGGCCUGCCGCGCCGCUCCUGGAGCCAGUCCGACAUGAAGCUCCUGCGCCAGCCCGCGCCCGCCGCCGAGUUCCGGCCCCUGGGCCACUACCCGCACCUGUCCCGCCGCCAGGCCCCCGUGCGGCCCACACACCUGCCCCUGCGCUCGACCCCCGGCCCUGAGCGCCGCCCCGCCUCCGUGUGCUUGGUGGCCACGGCGGGUAGAGGCGGCGGCGGCGGCGGCGGCAGCCACGCUGAGCUGAGCCUCAGCGACUCGGACUCGGAGGUGAUGUGCCCGUUCUACUGCCCGGCGCUGGCGGCUCUGGGCCCGGCGGGGCCGUUGGCACGCAUGCGCAUCUCCUCGGGGAGCCUGCAGCUGGACGAGGAGGAGGAGGACUCGGCCAGGCUGAGGGAGGCAGAGGGGGCGGGAGCAGGAGCCAAGCAGAAAGCUUGA